AGAGAGAAAGAGAGAGAAAGAGAGAUGGACUGAAGUGAUCUGAGGGUCUGAGGGUCUAAAGGCCCGAUGGGAGCUGCGACACAUCCGGACCCGGAGCGUCCUGAUCCCGGUCCGUGCUGUAGUCUGGAUUAGAGAGAGAGUGUGAGUUUGUGUGUGUGUUUGUGUGUGUGCGGGUUUCAUCACAUCUGAUCCUGAUCCUGAUCCUGAUUCUGAUCCUGAUCCUGAUUCUGUCCGAGUGUGUCCGUCUUUAUCUUUCCUCUGAAACACAGACGGAUCAGAGCGUGAGGCGGGUCCUCCUCCUCCUCCUCCUGGUCUGGAUUAAAGCCCAUCAGGAUCAUGCAUCAUCCCCCCUCCGCUCCUCUAAUCUGGGUUUUACCGAGCUGGAUUUAAAACUGAGAUCUGAUCUGGAUUACUCUGCUCCUGGUUCUGCUGUGAUCUCAGACUCGGUCCUGGUCCUGUUUGUUUGAGGACUUCUGCUGACGUCAUGCCGACGUCACGGCCCGGGUCGGAGCCGGUGGAGUUCUGGGUGGACGGGUCGAGGCGGGACGGGACGGUGGAGGAGUUCUACACCCUGAGCUCCGAGCUGGGCAGAGGAGCGACGUCCAUCGUGUAUCGCUGUGAGGAGAAGCAGACCCAGAAACCCUACGCGAUCAAAGUGCUCAAGAAAACGAUCGACAAAAAAAUCGUCCGCACAGAAAUCGGCGUCCUGCUGCGUCUGUCCCAUCCGAACAUCAUUCAGCUGAAGGAAAUCUUUGAGACUGACACCGACAUCGCUUUAGUGCUGGAACUGGUGACAGGAGGAGAGCUGUUUGACAGAAUCGUGGAGCGUGGUUACUACAGCGAGAGAGACGCCGCUCACGUCAUCAAACAGAUCCUGGAGGCCGUGGCGUAUCUACACGAGAACGGCGUGGUGCACCGCGACCUGAAACCCGAGAACCUGCUGUACGCCGACCUGUCGCUGGACGCUCCGCUGAAGAUCGCCGACUUCGGUCUGUCCAAAAUCAUCGACGACCAGGUGACCAUGAAGACGGUCUGUGGCACACCGGGGUACUGCGCUCCAGAGAUACUGAGAGGAAACGCAUACGGCCCCGAGGUGGACAUGUGGUCAGUGGGAGUCAUCCUCUACAUCCUACUCUGCGGCUUCGAGCCCUUCUUCGACCCGAGGGGAGAUCAGUACAUGUACAGCCGCAUCCUCAACUGUGACUACGAGUUUGUGUCUCCGUGGUGGGACGACGUCUCGCUCAACGCCAAGGAUCUGGUCAGUAAGCUGAUCGUUCUGGACCCUCACAAGCGCCUCAGUGUGCGGGAGGCUCUGCAGCACCCAUGGGUACUCGGCAAGGCCGCCCGCUUCUCCCACAUGGACACCACCCAGAGGAAGCUGCAGGAGUUCAACGCUCGACGCAAACUAAAGGCCGCCAUGAAGGCCGUCGUCGCCACCAGUCGAAUGCAUGAAAGCUCACGGCGUCGCACUGACAGCUGCGAGAUCCCAGGGUCGGGAACUUCCAGGCAGAGCAGCAUGCAGCAGGACCCGCCCCCUGAAUCAUCAAGCCCCACCCCUUCAGACAAAGAGUCGGCGUCCCUGGAUCAGAAGACCCCGCAGGAAGGAGAAUCAAAAACAGCCGAGCAGAGUGCACCAAGCCCAUCCCCUCCACGCAGCCCUAAACCACCCACCUCUGACAUCAUGCCCACAGGCCCCGCCCCCAUCAGACCACCGCUGCGAGCAGACGGGCUUCGACAGGCGUCUGUAAUCCCCAAAACCAUGCCGGUCCAGCCCCGACUGCCGCAGAAGAGCUGCUCCGUGGUAGAGCCCGCCUCUAGAGUUGAGGCCACACCCACUCUGACUACGCCUCCAAGUCCCAACAGCCUCAUGAACGGCUUCACACCGGGGACGGGUCCACCCAGUAAGACCACCCACUGCCAGUGAUCACCUGGACAACCACAAAAAUCACGACUUUAUUCUUCUUCUAAAACAUCAUCGAUCAUUUAUUGGGACCAAAAACACAAAAACAUAAAAUACUCGUAACACUUAACCUGAACGUCUGCUAAUUCUGUUAGCGCUAUUUGCUAACAUGCUAACAGCCGCAUACUCACUGAGGGCUUGUUCGAGGUAUCGGCAGCUUGAACAGUUUGAGCCGCUGGUAGGACCGAUAAAUAUCAGAAAUCACCAAGUGGUUAAACGAUGCCGCCAAUAAAGUAACGAUUACGUUUAGAGUCGUCGCGACUCCAGAAGUUUCAACUUUGAUUCGCUUCAAGAAAAAAUCAAACGGUAUCGAUGUCUGUUUGAUUCCAAGGCAACAAAAAUUAAACAACAACAAACUAGAACUCCCCCCAGAUACAUUUGGUAAUUUCCAUACACUGUAAAUAUGAAUGUUUGAAGCCUGAGUGGCGUCCCCCGUCUGUUCCUGCAGGGGGCGCUGGAGUCCCAUCGAUGGCGGUCUCCGUGCUGGAAAUGCUGUCUCAGUCUAACUUUCAGUCAACCUAACGACAGGCUGAGAGCUGGAGCUGAGGCGGGUUUUAAACCUCCUGACAAACCGUUACACCGCGCCCACCUGUCAAUCAGGUCAGCUACACGCCUUAUUGUGAAUAACUCUUAUCCUUCAUCAAAUCAAAACUGAUGAGUCAUCAAAACAUUCACCCCCCCCGUACAGUGUGUGUCCAUCGAGACAUGAGCUAAUCACACCUAUUUGGUUUUUUGAACCAGGCUGUAAACAUGUUAAUCUCUGCUGUAAAAACAGGCUUUUUAGAAUGGGUGUGUAUGUGACUUCCUGUGCUUCUGCAGCCAGCCUCUAGUGGACACUCCAGGAACUGCAGGAUUUUACACUUCAUCAUCGGCUUCAUGUUUCAACAUUGGAGGAUGCUGCUUGAUCAUUUCUAGUUUUCAAGUAAACUCCUAC
Molecule: messenger RNA, 2894 nt
Organism: Labrus mixtus (cuckoo wrasse)
Lineage: Eukaryota; Metazoa; Chordata; Actinopteri; Labriformes; Labridae
Product: calcium/calmodulin-dependent protein kinase type IV
Exons: 11
Coding region: 485-1924 (479 amino acids)
Biological process (GO): protein phosphorylation
Molecular function (GO): calmodulin binding; calcium/calmodulin-dependent protein kinase activity; ATP binding
Source: RefSeq, a predicted model, not a curated record